AUGCUCCUCCUGCAUGGGCUGUCGGCGCUAUCCGCCCCCAAACGCGAGUCCGUCUUGGCAGCCAUUCAGAAACAGUGUCCGAUUAUCUUGACCAUCGACGCUGUCUGGAUUCACCUUGUGAAAUGCCCUACUCUCGUCGCGCAAGAAAUCCUCUCCAACCCCCAAUCAGUAGAGCGCCGCGCUCUCGAUCGUCUACUCGCUUAUGGAGAUAGCAUCCAACUACCCAAAACCACAGACCGGAUUCGUGAGGGUCGGAAUGUUGUCAAGGCAACAGACAUUGCUGGGAUAUGCAACCUUAGAAGUGUGGUCGAGCGGUUGGAACGGAGUGUUGCAUUUAGCUUCUGCACCAAGGACGACCAGGAGUUGACCGAUGCGCAUUUGGCCUCAUUUUCGUCACUCAUUCACGACCGUAUGACUCAGGCCAUCCUUCGUUCCCCUCCAGACGACGCAACAUUAUUUGAACACCAUGAUCCCAAACCACUCCACACUGUCGACCUCACAGGGAGCCCAAACCCCAAAUCGACCCUGAUGUCAGCCAACACCGAACUGGGUCUUGCCCUUGCAGCAGACGAAAUGGAUUAUUUGGUUGACGCGUAUACUGGGCAUCGAAAUCCCACCGACGCGGAGCUUUUCAUGUUCGCCCAGGUCAAUUCAGAGCACUGCCGCCACAAAAUUUUCAACGCUGACUGGACCAUCGACGGACAUCGGAUGGAAAAUUCUCUCUUCCAGAUGAUUCGCAACACGGAGAAGCUACUGACCGAAAACAACACCAUUUCUGCCUAUUCGGACAACGCUGCUGUCUUGGAAGGCCACCCAGCUCCUCGUUUCGGCGUUGUCCCUGCUUCUUCCAAUAAUCUCUAUCAGCCUAACGAAGAGGACAUGCCCAUACUCAUCAAAGUCGAAACACACAACCACCCCACUGCCGUCUCACCGUUUCCUGGUGCCGCUACAGGUUCCGGUGGUGAAAUUCGGGAUGAAGGGGCUGUCGGUCGGGGAUCUAAACCCAAAGCCGGUCUAUCUGGCUUCACCGUUUCCAAUCUGCUCAUACCCGACUACGAACAACCUUGGGAGACGGACUUCGGCCGACCCUCACAUAUCGCUUCGGCUCUGGACAUAAUGAUCGACGGUCCACUCGGCGCAAGUGCUUUUAACAAUGAGUUUGGACGGCCUGCGUUGGCUGGCUACUUCCGCACGUUUGCAGAGCGGGUUCCUGGAGGGGAAAUUCGGGGCUACCACAAGCCCAUCAUGAUCGCUGGUGGUUAUGGAAACGUCAGAAGACAGUUUGCGAAGAAGGACCGCAUAACUCCCGGCGCGAAGAUUGUCGUGCUAGGCGGACCAGGUCUACUUAUUGGUUUGGGUGGUGGAGCCGCUUCAAGUCAAGUUUCUGGUGCUGGCUCUGCUGAGCUCGACUUUGCAUCAGUGCAGCGGGAUAACCCCGAAAUGCAACGACGAUGUCAGCAAGUCAUCGAAACAUGUAUUAAUCUCGCUGACGGCAACCCAAUUGAAAGUAUACACGACGUUGGAGCUGGUGGAUUGUCCAAUGCGCUUCCCGAGCUGGUCCACGAUUCCGGCCUCGGUGCGAGGUUCGAGAUUCGUGACGUUUUGGUGGCCGAUUCGUCGAUGUCGCCCAUGGAAAUUUGGUGCAACGAGAGCCAGGAACGUUAUGUUCUUGCUAUUGCAGAGGACAAAGCGGAGAUUUUCACGGCCAUUGCAACUCGUGAACGGUGUCCAUUUUCUAUCGUCGGCGUCGCGACACAAGUGGAAGAACUCGUUGUGACCGAUCGACUUCUGGGGCAGGACGUUAUCAACCUCACAAUGUCAACGUUAUUCGGAAAACCACCUAAAAUGUCGCGCAAGGUGGAUACACUAGUCCCCACUCUCGUUUCGUUCGACCCAUCCCUCGGCACACCCUCAAUCCAAGAGCGGCUUAUUUUGGCUGUUUCAAGGGUGCUCCGCCUUCCGAGCGUAGCUUCAAAAUCAUUUCUUAUCACCAUUGGCGACCGUACGAUAACUGGACUUGUUACGCGCGACCAGAUGGUUGGGCCUUACCAAGUUCCCGUUGCUGAUGUUGCCAUUACGCGUGCUUCGUAUGGCUUUGAUGUUCAAGUUGGAGAAGCUAUGGCAAUGGGUGAGCGGACACCUCUCGCCUUGCUAGACCCAGCUGCUUCUGCUCGCAUGGCUGUGGCCGAGUCCUUAACCAACCUCGCUGCUGCAAAUGUUGGUGAUCUCAGCAAGGUCAAGCUGAGUGCCAAUUGGAUGUGUGCUGCCGGGAAGGAUGGUGAAGGUGCAGGCCUGUAUGCAGCCGUCCGAGCGGUUGGCGUGGAACUCUGUCCCGCUCUCGGGGUGGGCAUUCCUGUUGGCAAGGAUUCAAUGUCCAUGUCGAUGAAAUGGCGGCAGGAUGGCGAGCAGAGGGAGGUCAGCGCUCCGUUGUCGUUGAUUGUGACCGCUUUCGCGGCAGUACAGAACGUCGGCAAAACCUGGACGCCUCAACUUCAAGCGCUGCCAGAUACGGUCCUCGUGUUUCUUGAUCUGGCGAGCGGGAAAAGGAGGUUAGGUGGAUCUGCCCUUGCGCAAGUAUUCAAAGAAAUUGGCAACGAGGCCCCGGAUGUUGACAGUCCCGAUACGCUCAAGGCAUUUUUUGCGGCAAGUCAAAACGCGAGAGACAUUGUUUUGGCCUAUCACGAUCGUUCUGAUGGCGGACUGUUCACAACCGUUGCGGAAAUGGCCUUCGCGGGUCGAGCAGGGGUGAGGCUAUCACUCAAUGAACAAGACCCCGUCGCAACUUUAUUCAACGAGGAACUUGGUGCUGUCGUUCAGGUCAGCAAGACCGACCUGCAGCAGUUUACGGACAUUUUUGUUGGUGCUGGAUUUCCGCCUUCUUCCAUCCAUGUCGUUGGUGAGGUUGUGGUGGAUUCAACCCAACCAUUCAUUAUCGACCAAGGCUCCGAGACAAUCUUCGCCUCAACUCGACAAGACCUCCAACGUAUGUGGGCGGAGACUUCCUUCAAGAUGCAGUCCAUCCGAGAUGAUGCAAAUUCUGCUCAAGAGGAGUUCGAUCUAAUCAAAGACGAUAGUCCCGCUGGUCUCUUUUACGACCUCACCUUUAAAUAUUCUCCCGCUCGAAACUACUUCCGCCGACCUCGAGUUGCCGUAUUGCGUGAGCAGGGUGUCAAUGGGCAUGUAGAGAUGGCCUGGGCUUUCCAUCAGGCCGGCUUCGAUGCUGUGGAUGUGCACAUGAGUGACGUUCUCAGCGGCACUAUUCAGCUUCACGACUUCCGCGGGCUCGCCGCAUGUGGCGGCUUCUCUUACGGCGAUGUUCUUGGCGCCGGGAAAGGCUGGGCGCAUUCUGUCUUGCUCAACUCGACUGCUCGAGAACAAUUCACGCGCUUCUUCACUCGCGACGAUACCUUCACGCUUGGUGUUUGCAAUGGAUGUCAAUUCCUCAGCCACUUACGGGAUAUCAUCCCUGGAGCUGAAGACUGGCCGGACUUCAAAUCAAACAGGAGCGAGCGAUUCGAGGGACGCGUUGCCGUUGUCGAGAUCGUGGACAACGAAGUUUCUCGAAACUCUGUGUUUUUACGCGACAUGACGGGUUCGAAGAUACCAAUUGCGAUAGCUCAUGGCGAAGGCCGGGUCGCAUUCGGAGAUGCCAGCGGUGCUCAGCGAAAUCGAUUAGAGCAUGGAGGCCUCGUUGGAAUGCGUUACGUCGACCGGAGCGGGAAGCCAACGGAAAUAUACCCGCUGAAUCCAAACGGAAGCCCCGGCGGGAUAACUGCUGUCCAAACGCCCAGUGGACGCGUUUUGGCUCUGAUGCCGCACCCAGAGCGGGUUGUUGCGAUGGAGAGCAACAGCUGGUACUCGUCCGCGGUCAAGCAGGAGUGGGGUAAUGUUGGGCCGUGGUUCCAGCUCUUUGCGAAUGCGCGCAAAUGGUGUCAAUGA
Molecule: messenger RNA, 3939 nt
Organism: Mycena indigotica
Lineage: Eukaryota; Fungi; Basidiomycota; Agaricomycetes; Agaricales; Mycenaceae
Exons: 2
Coding region: 1-3939 (1312 amino acids)
Biological process (GO): 'de novo' IMP biosynthetic process
Molecular function (GO): phosphoribosylformylglycinamidine synthase activity
Source: RefSeq, a predicted model, not a curated record